GAAGACGAAUUACAUCCCCUACCUUUCAUUCCUUCCACACCUGACAGGAUACCAACCGCCCCCCCGCAAAAACCCUACAAAAGGGUCUCCGCAUUUUUUUUUUCCGCCAUUCAAAUCAAUUUUAGGGUUCCGAUCCUCUCGAAGCCAUGUCCAAGAGGGUACUUUGCAAGUUCUUUGCAAAUGGAGCAUGUCUAAAAGGGGACCACUGUGAGUUCUCCCAUGAUUGGAAGGACCCGUCGAAUAAUGUGUGCACCUUCUACCAAAAAGGAGCUUGUUCGUAUGGAAGCCGAUGCAGAUAUGAACAUGUUAAAGUGUCUACUCGACAGUCGUCCAUGGCAUCUUCGUCCACAAGUUCUCACCAAUUUUUGGUUUCUGAUUCUGCUACUGCGUCUGGGGGGUUGACUAUAGUCCCAGGUGUUACUUCAGAUCUUUCACCUUCAAGUAUACCUUUCUUCCUCCCUGUAAAACCUGCCUGGAGUCAAACAUCCCAGCAUCAGUAUUUGUCAGAGUCCGAUGAUCUUGGCGAUUUUAAGAGUCUUGAUCCAGCUGAUCUUCCAAUCUGCUCAUUUGCUGCCGCUGGUGAUUGCCCACGUGGGGAAGCAUGUCCUCAUAUCCACGGGGAUAUAUGCCCAUCCUGUGGGAAAAAUUGCUUGCAUCCUUUCAGACCCCAGGAGAGAGAGGAACAUAUGAAAACCUGUGAGAAGAAGCAAAAGAAACUGGAAGCAUUAAAGCAUAGUCAAGAGAUCGAAUGCAGUGUGUGCCUUGAACGUGUUCUUUCUAAGCCGACUGCAUCUGAACGGAAGUUUGGAUUGCUCUCAGAGUGUGAUCAUCCAUUCUGCAUAUCAUGUAUCAGGAAUUGGCGCGGCAGUUCCCCAGCCUCUGGAAUGGAUGUCAACUCUACAUUGAGGGCUUGCCCAAUAUGUAGAAAGGUUUCAUACUUUGUCAUUCCCAGUGUCAUUUGGUAUUCUUCAAAAGAAGAAAAGCAGGAGAUUGUUGACAGCUACAAAGAAAAACUCAAGUCCAUUCAUUGCAAGCACUUUGACUUUGGAAAUGGGAGUUGUCCAUUUGGGUCUAGUUGUUUUUACAUGGUAAGUUAUGAUGACAAAUGGUGUGAUGGUCUCUCUCUCUCUCUCUCUCUCUCUCUCUCUCUCUCUCUCUCUCUCUCUCUCUCUCUCUCUCUCUCAGGUGUAACCAUUUACUUAACUCAAUGCUUAAACCCCCUAUUGAUUAUUAUUAUGUCUUCUUAUGUAGCAUGCUCCACACUACGAAAUGAUUUAUACAGAAUUAUUUAAUGCAUUUAUUACUUUGGCGAAAAUGAGUUUUAGUUACAAAGCUAGAUGGUGAUAUGCUCUCUCACUCUUGCAUGCAACCUUUCAUUAAUUCCUCUCUGUUGAAAAUGCUUCAGUAAAUAAAGCAAGUGAAAUGCUCUGAAUGCUGGAGCCGGAAGUCCAAUUGUCAUGUGUAUGUUUUACGUGUCUUUAGGCAGAUAGUUAUUCACUAUUUGGUGGGUUCAAUUUGUGUUUUGAAGAACAGUUUCUUCUAUUGGUAUGUGCUUGGCUUUUUUACCCUUCCUGUAGGUUAUUUGAAGUUUAUGAAUGUUUGAGUCAGGCCAUAUUCAUUGGCUUAUGAGAACUUUAAGGCAGCUCUUUCGUAAUUUCAAUGUUUCACGAAAUUGUUUACUUCAGGGUUUUUUUGUUUUAUGAACGAUUAAUUGGACAACUGAUUACUUAUGUUCUGUAACACUUCAUGUGAACCUCUAUGCCGACCCUUUAGUGUCUGGGGAGAUUGUAUAAACUCUGAAAACUUUGGAGUACGAAAAUCUGAUUUGAAACUGUAUCUUGAUGAUUCCAUUACGUAACAUUCAACAUUACUUCUUACUGGAUGUUUGAUGUUCAAAAGCAAAAUGUUAAUGGUGGCCAAAUUGUUAUUUCAUCAUUUAGUUGAGAAGUUAUCAGCUUCCACACUGUGAAUGAAUUACCGGGGAGAAUCUUCAGAAUUAGUAGCAUAGUAGUAGAAAGGUGGUGGAGAUAAUUGAGGUAAUAAAACAUAAACAUUGUGAGGGUUUCAACAGUUUUAGUAGUCAUGUUCAAAAAAACAGUUUUAGUAGUCCUUAGGCUUCCGAGACAACUCCUCCCAAUUGUGCUUCAUUAAAUGUACUAGCUGGUUGAUAAACCAUUACCUUGAUGAUAUGAAUGCAACAUGUGUAUUACAAUGCAAAAGGUUCAUUUGUUUUCCUUAGAAAAUGCGAUUCGUAUGUCAAUGUUAUCGUGAUGCUUAAGUGAUGAAUCUUGUUUAUGUGGCAUAUUCUUCAAUUUAUAUGUACCAGGUUUACAGCUGAAGUAGUCAUUUCCUAUAUUAACCAAAGUGCAAGCCUGUUCAUAGGGUGUGUGUACAUGUGUCUGCUACUUAGUGCGCUGCAAUAGGAAGUUGCUUGGUACUUAUAAGCCUCCUUGCAAGCAUGAUCCCUUCAGAAAGCUUGAGCCUCAUUUCUAUUAUGAAGAUUUAAUAAUGUUAAUUUUUUUAGGUUUGUUUAGCAUAUGUAGCAGUAGCAGAUGACUUAAAUUGUCUCAAUUUGGAAGCUGAUUUCAUCUGCUAUGGUAUAUCUUAUUAUUUUAGAUGAUGUCCUCUUAAUGAGAUAGAACCUGACGUGUUUAUGUAUAUGGAUGUACAUCACUACAGCAUGCAUAUCGUGAUGGCCGUUUGGAGGAAGUGGUUUUGCGUCAUCUUGGGGCUGAAGAUGGACAUACAGUGAUUGCUAAGAAUAUUAGGUUUUGCCUUCUUCCUUCUUUUUUUCCCCGUCUCCUUGAUUAUAAGUACAAGGAUUGUUUCCUAUGGAAUUUGUGUUCUAUCUGUUUUCUGGUGUUCCCCCUUCAGUUCUUUGAGUGUAUUUUCAGGCUCUCGGAUUUCCUCCGCAGUUUGCACAUAAGGUGAAGAACUUUUUUAGAGCUUCCAGAGUAAGUUUCUGGCCAUUAGUCUGUUUUUCUCUCGAGUGUUCUCUCCAUCUCAUUUACAUGUUUCAUGCAUGUUGAUCCCAACGAUUCAGUUCAUUUUUUGUGCCAAUCACCUAUUUGUUUAUCCGAUUGCAGACUGAUCUCUUGACAUAAGAUGUGGCUUAACAUGUCUCCAAUUCUUUGUUCUUUGGUACAUGAGUUUUUGUGGUUGAUUCCUCUCUAAAUCAUAGCUGUUUUAGUGUCUUAAUACGGAAGUCCUUUGUAUUCUUUUGCCCUUUAAGCCUGACAGAAAUGAGAACAUAUUAAUUGUUUUGUAUGCAAUAUAAGUUCAAUUUCACGUGCUUAUGAUGUGCCUUCUGUUUGGAGGAUGAUUGAUUGAAAUAGCUUUUUUAUCGAAGCGACCGAACCAUCUCUAGGGUCCGAUGCUGCACAAUGUUGUGCACCCAAACUGAUGGUUUUUAUCAUUUGUCUCAAAUUUUCAUUAGUUAGCUGACUUCCUAAAAGUAGUUUGUCAAGGUUCAGCAUCCGUAUUAUUGGGAUGACACAUAAUGAUUAAUGUUCAUGCCUGCAGGUUACUUGCUAUAAGGAAAUUAUCCCAGCAUAAGUAGCCGAAAAUCUUUGAUCUUCCCAAUGCUGCACUACAGUAUUUAUUCAGGUGUGUGAAAUAUCUGUUCUGUUUGAGUUCAGAUCUUUAUGUUGCCUUAACUCUUUAGUGUGUAUAACACAAUCUCACCUACAUUUUUAUGAUCUUCCGAUUUCAUCACCCAUAACCGUAAGGGUUAUUGACAGCAAGUUUGUGAGGCAAAUUUGAUUUACAAGCUGCUGCUUAUAUAAGUUCUGUUCUACAAUUAUCCUCUUGAUACGCCGAGCAAAAAAAAAAUUAUCCUCUUGAUACGCGUUGCUGCUCUUUGGUGAGCAUGGUUAGUUAAUCCAUGCGAUUCAAGAAUUGAGUCAUUUUUGUUUGCAUUCUAUGCAUCGAUAAACUAUCACGCUAUGUACAAAUCUUUGGUUGCUUUGGAUGCUUGGCUGUCCUCAGUUGCUGAGUUCCAUUUGGCACUACUACCAUGGUAUUCUUAUUGCAUCCAUUAAUUGUUCUCAGACAAUUAAUGGCAUAGGCGAUGUCGGUGAGGGCAACAAUCUCAUGCAUUACAUUGUUUUUAGGAAGAUUUUUUUGGGGUCUCUUUUUCAGGAAUUUGGCUAUGUUUCUUUUUUAGUUACACUUUUAUCAAGUAUCAAGUAGCUUCAAUGAAAAAAACAAUUUUCAUAAUUAUUGACAAUCAAACUAAUGAAUGGUUUAGUAAUUCAAAAGAAUUUUGAAUUUUUCGUUUGUAAUUGGAAUUCAUCUUAGAUUGGAGAAGAGAGAAAUAUAUGGGACUGGCUUGACAUGCAUUUAAUGGUGAGACAGCAGUUGUAAACAUGUGGUAUUUGGAAGCUAAAGCUUAAUUGUCAACAUGUGGUAUUUGUCUGAGACAAUAGUUGUGAAUAUAUAUGGUAUUUGGAGUGAUGAAGCACGUGUUGUACAAGUUUGAGAUCAAUAAUUGUAAGAGGUUAGUUAUAAAUUCAACUAAAAGCAAAAGGAAAAAAAAAACCUGGAAUUCCAGUGGGGGUUAUGGCCCCCGCAGGGUCUUGAUUGCGUCCGCCACUGUGCAUACAAGUUCCCCUUUAAGAAGAAUAUUCGAAACAAAAUACUCUAUAUGAAAAAUUCCCUGCCCUAUUGCCCAAGAGGAAUAAGAAAAUUUGCAAUUCCUGAACUUAGUGACUUCAGGAAGGGCAUAGGUUGCUCAAACAGUCAGAAACUUACUGAUUUGUUUUGGACAAAAUAGUUGGCUUCUCACCCAAAUUAUGCUUGUACUUUAUGGUUCGCAGGCUGUAUUAUUUGGCCAUACUUCUUAUUUAUCUGAUUCGCAGUGUUGUGCUGUGUGUCAUUUACAGAAUUCGUUGCCGUUUUGGAUCCAAUCAUCGAUGGAGGCUGGGAACAAAUAACUGUGUGAAUAAACUGCUGCUUGUAUUUAUGUAAAACAGGAUUUAAGAGUGUAUGCUGGAGAAAUUUUGGAACUGUGAAGUGAGCAGUCUCUUGUUUUGAACGGUUGCUCUGAAUAAAGGAUGUACAAUAGAUGCUAGUACAUUUUAUUACCUGCCUACCGGCAGCAUCUAUGAAUUGUAUUAUAGCCGAACGAGGGGCUUUUUGAGAUAACUGUUUGCUUUGAGCUUUCCGGGACGAGGUUGAUGGUGUUUCGAUUUUGGUCUGGGUUUUCAGUGUAUAUCAUACCAUGUUACAUGACGAUGUAAAAAAUUUUGAUUCUGAGAUGAUGAUUUUUGAGUUCCA
Messenger RNA from Rhododendron vialii, 5277 nucleotides. RefSeq names its product putative RING-type E3 ubiquitin transferase C3H69. The coding region runs from base 147 to 1292 and encodes 381 amino acids. Gene Ontology annotation, molecular function: metal ion binding; ubiquitin protein ligase activity. Gene Ontology annotation, biological process: protein polyubiquitination. The transcript has 4 exons. The record is from RefSeq and is a predicted model, not a curated record. NCBI's taxonomy places the organism in Eukaryota, Viridiplantae, Streptophyta, Magnoliopsida, Ericales, Ericaceae.